GGAGGACUUCACCAACAAACGACACUCGUCGACGACUCGCAGGACAGCACUCGGGACCGCUUCAGCACGCUUGCAUUCGACGACCUUCAUCAUGUUCUCCAAGGCCCUCCUCUCCAUCGUCGCUCUCGCUGCGUCCUUCACCGCUGCUGUCCCGUCCGCCAACAAGCGGGCUACCUGCAGCGGCGGUCAGACCACUGCUAACGAUGCGUGCUGCGUGUGGUUCGACGUCCUCGACGACAUUCAGAGCAACCUCUUCCACGGCGGCGAGUGUGGCGAGAACGCCCACGAAUCUCUCCGGCUCAUCUUCCACGACGCCAUCGCCUUCUCCCCUGCGUUGACGGCGGCAGGGCAGUUCGGCGGCGGAGGUGCUGACGGCUCGAUCAUGGCCCACACCGACGUCGAGAUUCAGUACGCCGCCAACAACGGCCUUGACGAGAUCAUCGAGGAGCAGCGCCCCUUCGCGCUCAAGCACAACGUGUCCUUCGGCGACUUCAUCCAGUUCGCGGGAGCGGUCGGUGUGUCGAACUGCAACGGUGGCCCGCAAAUCGGGUUCUUCGCCGGUCGCUCGAACGACUCGCAGCCCGCGCCCGACAACCUCGUCCCCCUCCCGAGCGACUCCGUCACCGACAUCCUCGCACGUGUCGCCGACGCGGGCUUCGCGCCCGUCGAGCUCGUCUGGAUGCUGAUCUCGCACACGGUCGCCGCGCAGGACAAGGUUGACGACUCCAUCCCCGGCACGCCCUUCGACUCCACCCCGAGCGACUUCGACGCCCAGUUCUUCGUCGAGUCGAUGCUCAACGGCACCCUCACCCCCGGCAGCGCCCUCCACGACGGCGAGGUCCAGUCGCCCCUCCCCGGAGAGUUCCGUCUUCAGUCCGACUUCCUCAUCGGCCGGGACUCCCGCACCUCGUGCGAGUGGCAGAAGAUGAUCGCCGACCGCGCAAACAUGCUCCAGAAGUUCGAGCAGACCGUGCUCAAGCUGUCCCUGCUCGGGUUCUCUCAGUCGGCGCUCACUGACUGCUCGGACGUCAUCCCGAUCGCGACCGGCACGGUCGCGGACCCCUUCCUCCCCGCGGGCAAGACGAUGGCCGACAUUGAGGCUGCGUGCGCUGCCACGCCCUUCCCUACGCUCUCUGCCGCGCCUGGUCCUGAGACCACCAUCCCUGCCGUCCCCCUCGACUCGUAAGAUGCGGUAACACUAUAUGGUGGCGGGCAGUAAUGUCUGGCACGAUGAACGAACUUGAUUGGAAGUAGAUAACUUUAUGAUCCUUGGUAUUAUGGUGGAACUUGAAGGGCUUCGCGUACGAGCUGAUUAGGUCUAUUUGUUGAACGUGAUGUGAUACGCUAUCGUCUUCGAAAUGCAUUCCCUG
Messenger RNA from Trametes versicolor FP-101664 SS1, 1370 nucleotides. It is a transcript of the gene VP2, whose product is annotated as manganese-repressed peroxidase. NCBI's taxonomy places the organism in Eukaryota, Fungi, Basidiomycota, Agaricomycetes, Polyporales, Polyporaceae. The record is from RefSeq and is a predicted model, not a curated record. Gene Ontology annotation, molecular function: heme binding; peroxidase activity. The transcript is spliced from 12 exons. Gene Ontology annotation, biological process: response to reactive oxygen species; hydrogen peroxide catabolic process; cellular response to oxidative stress. The coding region runs from base 92 to 1186 and encodes 364 amino acids.